Boleophthalmus pectinirostris (great blue-spotted mudskipper) is the source of this 3810-nucleotide messenger RNA. RefSeq names its product NCK-interacting protein with SH3 domain. The transcript has 13 exons. The record is from RefSeq and is a predicted model, not a curated record. Lineage: Eukaryota; Metazoa; Chordata; Actinopteri; Gobiiformes; Gobiidae. Bases 217 to 2424 code for a protein of 735 amino acids. Gene Ontology annotation, molecular function: Arp2/3 complex binding; protein binding. Gene Ontology annotation, biological process: endocytosis.
AUAGCGCCCCCUAUCGGACUCAGUGGUCUUGGGUCAGAUGAUCUGUGCUAUAUUGUAAAUAGAGAUCCUCCAGAUUCUCUAGGGACAUGCCUUCUUAGCCCUUUAAAAUUAUCUCGGGCGAGGCAUUUAUACAAAACUAUAUCUCCACUAACAUUGUUCUCUGGGAGCUUUAGCUCAUAGUGGCGUUUUUAAACGAGCAUUUGCGCUAACUCGGCCAUGUACCGGUCUCUGUACGCCUUCCGAUCCACCGAGCCCAACUCCCUGCACUUCUCCGCCGGAGAGAGCUUCCUAAUCCUGGAAAGGAGCAACAAACACUGGUGGUUGGGUUCCCGCUGCAGCUCGGGUGAAACUGGCUACAUCCCUUCCUCUUACAUUGAGAAAAUACAGGCCCCAGAGCAGGAUGAAGUAUUACAGUCUAUUGACCGAGCCAUUGAAGGCAUCCAUAAUGUGGCCUUAAAGAAUGGAGGCAAAUACAAUCUCGAGCAACGUGAUGUUUUACAGAAGCUGAUACAUCACAGAAAAGAGACACUUGCACGGCGGAGCUCCUCUUCAGCAAGUAACAAAUCAGGCAUCCCGACUUCCAACAGUGAGAUAUCACUGAGCCAAACUCCCAACCCACCGAAUGGCCUUAACCGAGAGUACAGACACCAGGGAAGCAUGUCACUAUCAGGAAGUAUGGACAAUAUGCAAGGAGAGCAUGGAUUUUAUCAGGUGCCUCCUCAGCCUCGACGUGCAGCCCCCAUCACCCCUCCUCCUCCAGAGAAACAGAAGAUCAACCGUCGUCCAGAGCCUGAGGUCCCAUCCCGGGUUUCGUCUCUCCCUCCCUCCCCUGCCCCCUCCCUCUCCAUCAGCACCACCUCCUUGGAGUCUGGCUCUGCCCACUCUCUGGUCUCCUCUGAAGUCAGCCUGCCCAGUAUCUCCAGUACCCCACCUCCACCUGUCCCAUCCCGAGCCAAACCCUCUGCUCCCCCACCACCGGAUGUCCUGCCUUCGGAGUCUUCUAUACAAACUGCCCCUGGAAAGAAAAGCCCUGCACCACAGCCCCCUCAGCCUGCCCCAUCCCAGCCCAAAGCUGAGACACAGCAGGACAAUGAUUGGCCCGUUGCCCCUCCGUCCGUUGCUGAGAGCCCCCCUGGCAGCCCCACUACCUCCUGUUCCAAACCGGUUUCCAUGACGAUUGGGGCAGAGCUGAUAGAGCUGGUGCGGAAAAACACUGGCCUGAGUUAUGAACUGUCCCGUGUGGCAGUGGGUGUUGUGGUGGGGCACCUGCAAACGGCACUACCUCAGGCUUCUUCUGCUUUGGAGCAAGUGCUGCUGUCUUUGGUAGAAAGCAAGGAUCUUAGCGCAGCUCUGCCACAGGGGCAGGUGUGUCACGACGAGCAGCGGUUGGAGGUGAUUUUCAGUGACCUCGCUCGACAUUGCGAAGACUCACAACAACGAAGCUGGGCCCUGCACGAGGACCAUGCUCUCAUUGCGUGCUACUUGGAGGAGCUGCUGAAGAUACUGACGGAUGCAGAUCCUGAAGUGUGUAAACGGAUGUGCAAGGCCAACCACUGUGAAAAUGUGAUCUCACUUGUCUCUUAUUAUCAGAUGGAGCACCGCGUAUCUCUGCGGCUGUUGCUUUUGAAGAUUUUUGGAGCCAUGUGCAGUUUGGAUGCUGCUCUCAUCUCCGCUCUGCUCAACUCCAUCCUGCCCAUGGAGCUGGCCCGGGACCUGCAGACAGACACACAAGAACACCAAAAGAUGUGUUACACAGCUUUGGUUCUCACUAUGAUCUUCUCAAUGGGGGAGCAGGUGCCAUAUCAUCACUACGAACACUUGAAUGGGGAAUUUGUCCAAUUUCUUUUGGACGUCGUAGAAGAUGGACUCCCAUCUGAUCCAACUGAGCAGUUGCCCGAUAUCUUCCUCAACCUUCUUCUUUCCUUCAAUCUCCAUCACACCUCGCCAAGCAACAAUGCCAUUAUGGAAGAAAUAACUAAGAAAAAUGUCAAGAUCCUUACUGAAAAAGUCUUAUUGCUUCUUAAUCGAGGAGAUGACCCAGUGUGCAUGUUCACUCACACACCCCCUGCUCCUCACUCAGUGCUUAAGUUUCUUCAGGAUGUUUUUGCGAGUAAAGAGACGGCUAAUAUCUUCUACCACACCGACAUGAUGGUGAUGAUUGACAUUGCUGUACGACAGAUUUCUGACCUUUCACCCGGAGACAAGCUCCGCAUGGAGUACCUUUCUCUCAUGCACUCCAUCAUCCGCUCCACGGACUAUCUCACGCAUCAGCACCGGCUCUCUGACCUGCAGGGGGCACUACAGAGGAUCCUUCAAGAAGAAGAGGAUGCCAGGGAGGACGAGGAAAGUGCUACGGCCAAACAAAUGGAUAAGCUAAUAGUCCAGCAGAUCUAUAAGGAGUUUCCACAGGUCUGUGAGAGCUAGGACUAACUAUGUCAUAUGUCACACACUGUAGUAUCCUCCACCACUGCAGCAGGGAGGUACAGUAACAAACAAUUCAGUUCAAAACUAUUUAGUGCCAUGUCAUGAGUAUUGCCAAUUGAUUAUGAAUCCUCUUUUCUUUUCUUUUUUUUCUUUUUUUUAACGUUUUAAAUAGGGAAAGUAAUCUUGGUUUUAAGGAAAACAUAACUAAAACAGUAAUCUGAAAAAUGUAAUAAUACAAAUGAAUACAAAUAAUACAUAAUACAAAUAAUGUAUUUAACUGGUAAGGCAAGUAUUUCUUUAUUACUUCAGAAUGAAAAGGAAGAUAAACAAUAUUUUUGUAACACUGUAUUUUUUUUCCAAACUCAGUGAUAAUGCCAGCAUUUCCGUAUUCAAUGAUUUGUAUAAUUUGCAUUAUAAAUAUAUAUUUUGUCAAAAUGCACACAUUAUGAAACUAAGUAAGAUCAUUUAUAUUAGUAGGCUAAUUGAGUCCAUGAUUUCAUAGCAAACAAAAAAACUGCAUAGUAUCAAUAUGAAAUUUCCCACACCCAUUUCACUUAAACAUACCAGGAUUAAAGGAUGCUGUGAUAUCAUCUGAAAACCAGCAACUUUGUUUUAAACCAAACUAGCCAAUUGUGAACACAAUUCUUCAUGUCCUUCCUUUACAGUGGGAGCAAACUACAGUGCGCUGAUGGACCAUGUUUAACUUUGAAUAGAUCAGAAAUACUUCCAUGUUUUCUGAUUUCUCCAGUAUUAACAGGUAGACAGUAGUUGGACACACAGUCUCACUUAUCCUCAUAAACAAAAUAAAAGAGCUGUAGUAUUGUGAAUCUCACUUGUGGAAACAUCCAGGCAUUUGUCUUAACCACUUCUGAGCUUCUUAUUCCAUACCAAAACCAUCUCCAGCUGCAGAAGUAUUAAAGUAAAAGAGUAUUUUGUCUGUAAAGUAUAUGCUGCAAUCUAACUGCACUGCAAUAAUGCUUCUAACAAAAGAUUUCACCUUAGUAUUUUAAUAAGAGGAAUACUGCACAUAUUAAAGGUUGAACAUGGUAAUGUGUUUUUUUUCUUUCUUUGUUAACCUCAACAAUUGAGGUUAACUUGGGGCAUGUUUUAAGAAUUAAUCUCAUAGCCAAAUGUAUCAUAUCCUAGUUCUUCUCAACACAAGUUUCCAUUUAUAUCUUAACUUAUUGUCCUAUUUUGUCUGUUCAAAAAAAGUAAUAUUAAAAGAGUCCGCUAAUUAUUUCAUGUUUUCAGUUGUUAACUUUUUAUUUGUCCAUUGUGUUAUGGUUUAGAAUGUGGGAAACUUAUCUACUUUCAAUAACUACCAUUGUCUGCAUAUGUGCUGCAACAGUGUAAUAAUAAACUAAUAAAGCUAUAUUUUAACUGGAA